AUGGGCAAGCGCCAACAACCUCAAUCUAAAGCCAAGUCCGCACGACGAGCUGCAGCUCUACAAGCAGGCGGUCGAGGAGGCGCAGGAGCAAAGACUGAUGCGGGCUUACCCGAUUUCUUCAAGAGGAGAAAAGAGGCUGAAUCAAGAGCGCGCAAUGCAGUUGUAGUCAGGGCUGGAGUAGGAGCAGGAGCGGGAGGCAUGGAUGUGGAUGUGGAUGAUGAAGAGGCAAAUGCGCGCAUACAUCCCACCCACACCAGCUCCUCCUCGCAAGAAUAUCAAAUGGAGGACUCGUUGGCCGAAUCCUUGCGCGCCCUCCAGUCCGUCAAUCCCUCCUCCACUCAUGCCCAUCCUACGUCCGCCUCGUCAUUUGCAGCGAGCGCCGACGGUGCUCAGCAUGCGUGGAAGGAUGUCAAGGAUGCGGCGCUUAGUGGCAGGAAGGACAACUCUUCCAAGGCUUACAUGAAGGAGUUGAGGCGCGUCAUCGAAUUGAGCGACGUGCUCAUACAAGUCUUGGAUGCGCGCGAUCCUCUGGGCUGUCGGUGCGUGUCGCUUCAACGCAGUGCGCCUGGCCAUGCGUUCCCAAUCACCUCCCAGACUAACCCUCACUUCUUCAUCCCUCUACUUCCACUCCCCAGCUCGCAGAGCACCGAAAGGCUAGCACUUUCACUGGGCAAGCGGAUCAUCUUGGUGCUCAACAAGAUCGAUCUCAUUCCCUUGUCCCACGUACAAGGCUGGCUACGUUAUUUGCGGCACGACUACCCUACACUAGCCUUCAAAGGCUCGACGCAGGUCCAACGAACCAAGCUUUCUCAAGGCAACGGCAAGAGGGGUUUGGUGGAGUUGAAAGAGGGAGAGUUCAGAUCUCGGUCUGGCAAGAAUGGGCAAGGGGCAGCAGCUGGGAUUGGAGAGAGCAUCCAAAGCGGAGCAGAAGCUGUGGGCUGCAAACCUCUGAUCGAUCUGCUCAAAGCUAUGAACCGCGAGCAUUCUCUCCGCGGCAAUUCGGCUCACAAAGGCAGCAAGGCUCAAGGCUCGAGCGCAAAGACGUCACUCACCGUCGGUCUGUUUGGCGUUCCCAACGUGGGCAAAUCUACGCUCAUCAAUUCUCUGGUGAGAAGCAAGAGCUGUUCCGUUGCUUCCACACCUGGCCAUACCAAGGUUUCGCAAGUAGUGGCGCUGGAUAAGAGCCUCAAGUUGAUCGAUUGUCCCGGCAUCGUCCUUUUCGACAAGGGGGAGAAAGCGCGAAUGCAGAGCGUGGGCAAUCUGAUGGCUUUGGGGCUGGGAAAUACCAUCAAGGUCGAAUUGAUCGAGGAUCCCGUCACGCCCGGUGAGUGUGCGAGCGAGCGAGGGUGCUGCUUGUUAGAGUGACCAAAAGAGAGGAUGGUGAAGCGACACGAGGAAAGAUGCUUACCCGCAUCUACGUCCACGCGUUCUAUUGUGAUCCAUUUGCAGUCGCGACCAUUCUGUCUCGCGUGCCCGCUCAGCAAUUGAUCGAUCUCUACGGCAUUCAAGGCGGCUUCGACUUUGUGCAAUCAUCGACAUCAUCCGACGAUGCGCAGGGAGAUCCUACGGAUUUCUUGAUGCGCGUUGCGCUGCUGAGGGGCAAGGUGGGCAAAGGAGGUGUGCCGGAUAUCGAAGGUGCUGCGCGGAUCGUGCUUCAGGAUUGGAACGUGGGACGAAUCAAGUGGAGCGUCGCGCCGCCUGUUCGUGGACUCGAGCACCAAACCCGCGCGUCUGGCUCUAGCCUGGACACAAGGAGGAGAGAAGGAGAAUCUGCUGCUGCUACGAAUGCGCAACACGAUGAUGGGCAAGAGGUGAAAGGUGCUAGCGUUGUGGAAAAUUUUGCCCCGGCUUUCGAUCUGAAAGCUUUGUUGGGAGAAGCGGAUGAGGAAGCGUUGGGAUAUUUGCAGGGAACAGGCAUCGGUUCUGCUGUGCCCGCGCCGCCUGAACGUACGUACGCGCCCGAAAAAGACGAGAUAGAAAUUGAAGAAGAUGAGAUCCGUGAUCGCUCGCCGCAUGGCUCAGCCUUGCAACACGAAUCUGCGCCGGCGCGCGCUGCAUCUUCGAUCUUGGGCAAGAGGAAUAGGAUAUGGAAGGAGGAUGCAAUGUCUUCGGACGAAGAAGAGAAUGCACGGGCUUUUGGAAGAGCAUUGUCAGCUGAUGAUUCGGAAUGGGAAAGCGACGAGGGAGUGGAUGCGCUUUCGACUGCGCAUGCCCAGCUCGAACAGAAGACGACGCGCACCCUCUCCGCCUCGAGAGCAGCUUCGACCAAAGCUGCGACGGGAGCUGGCGUGGGAGGGGAAAGCAAUGUUGCUGCUAAACGAGGAAGCGUGAGGCGAGCGCUCAAGAAGCAGAGGAAAAGGGAAAUGUUGGGAGGCGAUGGAAUCGUUUUGGGCUUGAUGAGGGGAGCCAAGAUUGAUCAGGAUCAGGAUCAGGAUCAGGAUCGGGAGGGGAGGGUGCGGGGAGGAGAGGAGGUUGCAGGUAUGGAUGAUCGUGUUGGAACAGCCUUGCAUGGAGGAAAUCGGGGAGGGAAAGAAGGGAGGGGCAUAUUCGAUGUGCCCCUCCUUCCGACCACAGCACCUCCGCCUGCACCAGCACCAGCAUCCAUGCCUACGCAGCAACCUGCUUCUUCGAGCGCUGCUAGACCCCCAGCAGAGGAAGAGGAAGAGGAAGAAGAAUUGUGA
Ceraceosorus bombacis is the source of this 2681-nucleotide messenger RNA. The record is from the annotation of a GenBank genome assembly. NCBI's taxonomy places the organism in Eukaryota, Fungi, Basidiomycota, Exobasidiomycetes, Ceraceosorales, Ceraceosoraceae.